ACGUUACAAAGAGUGGGAGUAUUUAAUGAAGUACCAGCUCAUUACCAAAACAGAACAUUCUUUGGUGCUUUGGGCCCGAAAAAAACAAAUCGAGCUAAAAUGUCUCGGAAACAGACAGCGAAAACUGUGAGGACCAAUAAAAAGAGUGAACUUGAGCGCAAGAGGGAUGAACGAGCAGCACGCCGUGCCAUUGCAAAAGACAGAAAGAACCGCCCUCAGGAUAACGAUGAAGGGGCCGAGUACGUCAGCUUCUCCAAUCAGCUCCAAGCGCUCGGGCUCAAGCUGAGAGAGGUCCCAGGUGACGGGAACUGUCUGUUCAGGGCUCUGGGUGACCAGUUAGAGGGGCAUUCACGGGGUCAUCUGCAGCUUCGCCAGGAGACCGUCCAGUACAUGAUGUCCCAUCGACAAGACUUUGAGCCUUUCGUAGAAGAUGAUGUACCUUUUCCACAGCACUUGUCUAACCUCGCUCAGCCUGGUACCUUUGCUGGAAAUGACGCUAUCGUAGCUUUUGCUCGCAGUCAGCAAGUGAAAGUGGUCAUUCAUCAGCUAAACGCUCCGCUUUGGGAGAUAAAUGGUGCUGAGAAGCAGGUGUGCAGAGAGUUACACAUCGCCUACCGAUACGGGGAUCACUAUGAUAGUGUGAGGCGGAUUGGAGACAACUCUGAGAGUCCUGCACAGCUUCGCAUUGAGAUGCUGCAGAACUCACAAGGCGAGCAGCGUGAGUUUGGAGACGGUCAGAGGGACAGACAGAAAAAACCCUCGCCGACAGAAUGCGAAGACGAAAACGUGAUCCUCAACUCCAUCAAGAAUAGAGGAAUCCAGGGUGGAGAGGAGAACCUGCUCCAGCUAAGUGCAGCAACAAUAAAUUCUGAAUGGCUAGCAGGCUCUUUGCUUGGCCAUCCUUGCCAGGGCAAAUGCACAUCAGGGUCCUGUUCAGCCUGCAGAGCUGGAGCCACAGACUGCAGCGAGUUGAACCAGCCAGGAGAGGGCAGCAAUGUUCAAAAACUCAAGCUGUCGAGCAAACAGAGAAAAGAGCAGCAGCGGCAGGAGAAGAAGAAGCGCCAAGAGGAGAGGCAUCGACAGAAGUUUCUUCAGAGCAAAGGAGGCCAUGACCAGAACCAGAACCUGCCAGAGGCUGUGACUCUAGUACCAGCUCUGAACACUCUCAGUAUAUAGACCGGGCCAUGGCCAAAACUGCUACUUUUGCUACCAGUGGCUGUCCAGUUUUGCACAGUUGAAAUCAGUGAUUCUUUCACAGGGAAUGUUUGUUUUUUGUUGUUAUUUUUUCCUAAAGAAAACUCCAGUUUCUUUGCAAACAGGAUGACGGUGCCUGCAAACCUGUGUGAGUGAAACGUAUGAAAGUUGUUAGAGAAAACGUUACAGAACACGAGUAUCUGUGUUUCUGCUGGAGUCUGACGAAUUUCUGUUCUGUUUGUGUAUUUAGAACUGAUCUACCUUAUAGUCUGCCUCUCUCCUUUCUGUGCUGGACAGCUGGCUUCCAAUGACCAACAUGCAGAUAAUCUGUUUCUAUUGACCUUAAACUGAGCUGACAGGACUUCAGACCAUCCAGUUUGUGAUCAAAGAGGGAGAAGGUGACAUUGGAAGGAAUGUGGCAAUACUUGUUAAUAAAUGACAAUUUACUGAUACUAGUGUAAGAUGUUACAUUUAAACCACUAAAUCACUUCUAUUUUUCAAAGUGACCUUCUGUUUUAAUCUUCAAGCAUUUAAAGUUUAGCCAUUUUACUCACAAAACGGGAACUCUGUUUUACAAAUCAAUUGUGAUUUCAUAAAGAAACUUCUUUAGCCACAAUCUGUUUUGCUAAACGUUGCUAAUUUCAUGAAAGUGGGGACAUCUUGGUUACAGGCUUCCUGUUUCUAAUGCUUCUUUGUUAGGAUGGUGCAUCUUCACACAAACUAUUUCAUUCAUGUUUAAGAGCGUUUUAUUCUUGGAUGAUUCAUAGGUCAGGUUCUAGUUCACAUUUUGAUUUGAUUGGUACAUUAAAUUAUAUUUCUGCAGUAAAGACUUU
Molecule: messenger RNA, 2027 nt
Organism: Cyprinodon variegatus (sheepshead minnow)
Lineage: Eukaryota; Metazoa; Chordata; Actinopteri; Cyprinodontiformes; Cyprinodontidae
Gene: otud3
Product: OTU deubiquitinase 3
Exons: 7
Coding region: 100-1176 (358 amino acids)
Biological process (GO): protein deubiquitination
Molecular function (GO): cysteine-type deubiquitinase activity
Source: RefSeq, a predicted model, not a curated record